Molecule: messenger RNA, 1527 nt
Organism: Sungouiella intermedia
Lineage: Eukaryota; Fungi; Ascomycota; Pichiomycetes; Serinales; Metschnikowiaceae
Source: the annotation of a GenBank genome assembly
AUGGGUAUCCAAGAACGAAUCUCCUCCAUUUCGUCACAUCUUACUAACUCUCCCAGAGGUGAUAUCGGUUUGAUUGGUUUGGCCGUCAUGGGUCAGAACUUGAUCUUGAACGCCGCUGACCACGGCUUCACUGUCGUUGCCUACAACAGAACCACCUCCAAGGUUGACGACUUCUUGGCCCACGAGGCUAAGGGCAAGUCCAUCAUCGGUGCUCACUCCAUUGAGGAGCUUUGCGCCAACUUGAAGAGACCAAGAAGAAUCAUCUUGUUGGUCAAGGCUGGUUCUCCAGUCGAUGCCUUCAUUGAGCAAUUGUUGCCUCACUUGGAGAAGGGUGACAUCAUCAUUGACGGUGGUAACUCUCACUUCCCAGACUCUAACCGUCGUUACGAAGAGUUGAACAAGAAGGGAAUCCUCUUUGUUGGCUCCGGUGUUUCCGGUGGUGAGGAGGGUGCUCGUUACGGUCCAUCUUUGAUGCCUGGUGGACACCCAGACGCUUGGCCACACAUCAAGGAGAUCUUCCAGUCUAUUGCUGCCAAGUCCGACGGUGAGCCAUGUUGUGACUGGGUCGGAGAUGCCGGUGCCGGCCACUACGUCAAGAUGGUCCACAACGGUAUCGAAUACGGAGACAUGCAGUUGAUUUGUGAGGCUUACGACUUGAUGAAGAGAGUUGGUAAGUUCUCUAACAAGGAGAUUGGUGACGUUUUCGCUACCUGGAACAAGGGUGUCUUGGACUCUUUCUUGAUUGAGAUCACCAGAGACAUUAUGUACUACAACGACCCAACUGACGGCAAGCCAUUGUUGGAGAAGAUCUUGGACACUGCCGGUCAGAAGGGUACUGGUAAGUGGACUGCCAUCAACGCCUUGGACUUGGGUAUGCCUGUCACCUUGAUCGGUGAGGCUGUCUUCGCCAGAUGUUUGUCUGCCAUCAAGGACGAGAGAGUCAGAGCUUCCAAGGUUUUGACUGGCCCAUCCGUUGAGGGUGAGUCUCCUAUCACCGACAAGAAGAAGUUUGUCGACGACUUGGAGCAGGCUUUGUACGCUUCCAAGAUCAUCUCCUACGCUCAAGGUUUCAUGUUGAUCAGAGAGGCCGCUAAGGAGUACGGUUGGAAGUUGAACAACCCAGCUAUUGCCUUGAUGUGGAGAGGUGGAUGUAUCAUCAGAUCCGUCUUCUUGGGUGAGAUCACCGCUGCUUACAGAGAGAACCCAGACUUGGAGAACUUGUUGUUCCACCCAUUCUUCUACGAGGCCAUCACCAAGGCUCAGCAGGGUUGGAGAUCCACCAUUGCCAAGGCUGUUGAGUAUGGUGUUCCAUCUCCAGCUUUCUCCACUGCCUUGUCUUUCUACGACGGUUACAGAUCUGCACAGUUGCCAGCUAACUUGUUGCAGGCCCAGAGAGACUACUUCGGUGCUCACACCUUCAAGGUUUUGCCAGGCCAGGAGAACGACUUCUUGAAGAAGGACGAGUGGAUCCACGUCAACUGGACCGGUAGAGGUGGUAACAUUUCUGCCACCACUUACGAUGCUUAG